GCGGCUCCGCGCGCUCCCCAGCUCCUCUCUGCAAGGGUCCCGACUUGACAGCCCCGGGCGGUGGGGCGCGGUGCCGCGAGGCUGCCCGGCAGGUCGGAGCUGGGCGGGCCGGGGCCGGGCCCCCGCGCUCCCGGGACGGCUCACUCUGGCACCCAGUCCCUCGCAGCCACGCCGGGCGCGCACUCACACCCUCUCUGGGCGCGCGGCUCCCGGGCGCGAUGGACGCGGCGCUGCUCUACAGCCUGUUGGAGGCCAACUGCAGCCUGGCGCUGGCCGAAGAGCUGCUCUUGGACGGCUGGGGGCUGCCCCUGGACCCCGAGGGUGCCUACUCCUACUGCAACACGACCUUGGACCAGAUCGGGACGUGCUGGCCCCGGAGCGCGGCCGGAGCCCUGGUGGAGAGGCCGUGUCCUGAGUACUUCAACGGCGUCAAGUACAACACGACCCGGAAUGCCUAUCGAGAGUGCUUGGAGAAUGGGACGUGGGCUUCACGGAUCAACUACUCACAGUGUGAGCCCAUUUUGGAUGAUAAGCAGAGGAAGUACGACCUGCACUACCGUGUCGCCCUCGUUGUCAACUACCUGGGUCACUGUGUUUCUGUGGCCGCCCUUGUGGCUGCCUUCCUGCUUUUCCUGGCCCUGCGGAGCAUCCGCUGUCUGCGGAAUGUGAUUCAUUGGAAUUUGAUCACCACCUUUAUCCUGCGCAACGUCACGUGGUUCCUGCUGCAGCUCAUUGACCACGAAGUGCAUGAGAGCAAUGAGGUCUGGUGCCGCUGCGUCACCACUGUCUUCAACUACUUCGUGGUGACCAACUUCUUCUGGAUGUUCGUCGAGGGCUGCUACCUGCACACGGCCAUCGUCAUGACCUACUCCACCGAGCGCCUGCGCAAGUGGCUCUUCCUCUUCAUCGGAUGGUGUAUCCCCUGCCCUAUCAUUGCUGCCUGGGCCAUUGGCAAGCUCUACUAUGAAAACGAACAGUGCUGGUUUGGCAAGGAGCCCGGUGACCUGGUGGACUAUAUUUACCAAGGCCCCAUCAUCCUUGUGCUCCUGAUCAAUUUUGUAUUUCUUUUCAACAUCGUCAGGAUCCUCAUGACAAAAUUGAGAGCAUCCACCACAUCGGAGACAAUCCAGUACAGGAAGGCAGUAAAGGCCACCCUCGUUCUCCUGCCCCUCCUGGGCAUCACCUACAUGCUCUUCUUCGUCAACCCUGGGGAGGACGACCUGUCGCAGAUCGUGUUCAUCUAUUUCAACUCCUUCCUGCAGUCGUUCCAGGGUUUCUUUGUGUCCGUCUUCUACUGCUUCUUCAAUGGAGAGGUGCGCUCAGCUGUGAGGAAAAGGUGGCACCGCUGGCAGGACCAUCACUCCCUCCGAGUGCCUGUGGCCCGGGCCAUGUCCAUCCCCACGUCGCCCACACGGAUCAGCUUCCACAGCAUCAAGCAGACGGCCGCCCUGUGAGCCCCCCGUCACCCCGCUCGCUCAUCACUCACCAUCAGGACAGCUUCCCUAUCCCAUGGGGUGCCUCUCUCUGGGUUCACUUCGCCAUCUCUCAGCUCAGGCCCUGGUGGGGGCGCAAGGGAGGGGAGAGGUCAGCUGGCCGGCCCUGCUAGACGGGGGUGUGCAGCAGCAGGCAGCGCCAGAGGCUCUCAGGAGCCAGGUCCGCUAGGUACAAUGUCUCAGUGCAGAGGGAGCAGAGGGAUGUCACAGAGACACCUAUCCCCGCAGAAGAGUGGGUCACAUGUCUUCAGGCAUUUGCCCACACCAGCCUCUCUCCCGGCAUCCUCACUAUAGCCCACUCACAGGCAAGGAAACAGGCCCAACACCAUGAAGGGCCUGUCCAAGUCACGCAGC
This is a messenger RNA of Lontra canadensis (Northern American river otter), 1847 nucleotides long. It is a transcript of the gene CRHR2, whose product is annotated as corticotropin releasing hormone receptor 2. The record is from RefSeq and is a predicted model, not a curated record. Gene Ontology annotation, biological process: cell surface receptor signaling pathway; adenylate cyclase-modulating G protein-coupled receptor signaling pathway; long-term synaptic potentiation. Gene Ontology annotation, cellular component: plasma membrane; axon terminus; dendrite. The coding region runs from base 219 to 1454 and encodes 411 amino acids. Gene Ontology annotation, molecular function: G protein-coupled peptide receptor activity; corticotropin-releasing hormone receptor activity; peptide hormone binding. The transcript has 12 exons. NCBI's taxonomy places the organism in Eukaryota, Metazoa, Chordata, Mammalia, Carnivora, Mustelidae.